AUGAAUUUGAAAAAUCAAUAAAAUUAUUUUUUAAUAGGAAAAAAAUCAAAGAUAAUUAAUAAUACUAACUUCAUAUACAAAUUCAAAGAUUUUCUUAUAAAUUUGAAAAUCUUAAUUAAGAAUUAGGAAUAAUAAAAAAACUCAUCCUUGAUAUUCCUAAAAAAAUCUUUUAGGCUCAAUAAUUCGUAAUUUAAUAUAUUAAUCAAUAAAUCAAUAAAUCAAUUUUUGUAUUUAUUUUAAAUUUAUGAUCAUAAUACAAGCAUCUUCAAUAUUUGCAUAUACAUACAUAAUUUUCUAAUUAUGAUUAUGCAUCUAAGGUACUCCUUUGAUAAUAUCAAAAUUAACACUUGA
Molecule: messenger RNA, 351 nt
Organism: Paramecium primaurelia
Lineage: Eukaryota; Ciliophora; Oligohymenophorea; Peniculida; Parameciidae
Source: the annotation of a GenBank genome assembly